CUAAUUACAGUCUUUCUUUUUCUUCAAGAGCUCGGUUUUCUGCGAAGAAAACCAGCAUCUUGCUCAACGAUGGCUGACCACGGGAAGUCCAAAGUGGACAUAUCGUUCGCUGGCACUUUUGCUAGUAGCGCUUUUGCUGCUUGUUUCGCCGAGAUUUGUACCAUCCCAUUAGACACAGCUAAAGUUAGGCUUCAGCUCCAAAAGAAAGCAGUUGAAGGGGAUGGAUUGGCUCUACCAAAAUAUAGAGGAAUGUUGGGUACAGUAGGCACAAUUGCCAGGGAAGAAGGUUUAGCUGCUUUAUGGAAGGGAAUUGUUCCAGGGUUACACCGUCAAUGUCUAUUUGGGGGCAUACGCAUUGGGAUGUAUGAGCCUGUAAAGAACUUGUAUGUGGGCAAAGAUCAUGUUGGGGAAGUGCCUCUUACAAAGAAAAUACUUGCUGGUCUCACAACUGGUGCUUUGGGUAUAGCUAUUGCAAACCCUACUGAUCUUGUUAAGGUGAGGCUCCAAUCUGAAGGAAAAUUACCUCCAGGUGUGCCAAGGCGUUACUCUGGAGCAUUGAAUGCUUAUUCUACCAUAGUGAGACAAGAGGGAGUCACAGCUCUUUGGACUGGAAUUGGACCAAACAUUGGGCGAAAUGCUAUAAUAAAUGCAGCUGAAUUAGCAAGUUAUGACCAAGUGAAGCAGACAAUUCUUAAGAUUCCUGGGUUCACAGACAAUGUCCUUACUCACAUUUUAUCUGGUCUUGGAGCUGGUUUCUUUGCUGUCUGCAUAGGCUCCCCAGUGGACGUGGUUAAAUCCAGAAUGAUGGGUGAUCCAACAUACAAGAAUACAUUAGAUUGCUUUGUGAAGACGUUGAGGAAUGAUGGACCACUUGCGUUCUACAAAGGUUUUAUACCAAAUUUCGGCCGGCUAGGCUCAUGGAAUGUGAUUAUGUUUUUAACAUUGGAGCAGGUAAAAAAGAUGUUUAAUUAUUUCCUAGUCUUUUUUCUGCUUCUAUCUGGAUCAAUGAUAGUCACAAAUCUCUAUGAUUGUAAAAUGUUGGUUGAUAAUUCCUUUUGUAUGGGCAGGCUAAGAGGAUUGUGAGAGAUUUAGAGUCUUCAAGAAGUUAAAAAAGUAUGGACUCUAUUAACUGAGGAGUCAUCAAAGUGAUCCAUGGCCGAUUGGCCACUGCUACUUGAUGUGUUCUCUCUCACAUUUGAGAUUUCCAUUGGAUCAUACUAUAUAUGUAACAUUAUUUUCCCAAGCUUGGGAACAAGGCAAUUGUCAUAAAUGAAUGAAGACAUGUUUUUUUUUUGUUUUUGGUCGUGUUCCGUGGGGAGCAUCUUCUUUUCCAAAUUUGCUGAAGUGAAACAGCUACCUACUCUGUAAUUGGUUGGAUGAAUUGUUGAAUCUUCCGACUUGGAAAACACAAAUAAGAUUAGCAAAGAUUUUCUGUUCUCAAAAGGCUUGAAAGUGCUUCUAGAUAAGA
This is a messenger RNA of Cuscuta epithymum, 1468 nucleotides long. Lineage: Eukaryota; Viridiplantae; Streptophyta; Magnoliopsida; Solanales; Convolvulaceae. The record is from the annotation of a GenBank genome assembly.